This is a messenger RNA of Brassica rapa (field mustard), 3465 nucleotides long. Its product is annotated as protein trichome birefringence-like 20. Gene Ontology annotation, molecular function: O-acetyltransferase activity. Gene Ontology annotation, cellular component: Golgi apparatus. The record is from RefSeq and is a predicted model, not a curated record. NCBI's taxonomy places the organism in Eukaryota, Viridiplantae, Streptophyta, Magnoliopsida, Brassicales, Brassicaceae.
UAAAGAUUAUACAAUUUUGUAAUAAUCAACACUGGACUUUUGAUAUGAAAAGUACGUAAUUAUUCUAGUCUAAAGGUGGAAUUGUCUUUUGAAAAAGUAUCUAGAUUUUGUACAGACAUACACACUUUCUAUAGUUUAUUUACCCACAGCCAAACAAAAUAAUUUAUCUUUCACAUUUGUAAUAGUGAGAUUUUCAUACAAAACAGAACCAUAUACCUUCUUCUUUUACCUAGAAGUUGCUAGGAUGAUUCAGAGGGGGUUUCUGAUAAGAUAUUCCCACCCAACUUGUCAAAUAUGAUGACAGAAGAAUAUAUUCCAACAAGAUAGAUAAAAUGAUAUGUGUACAAGAAUUCGAAUCCCAAAUCACAUGGUAUAUGUUACAAGAUUAAACCGUUUCUUUUUCUUACGGUUUGGUAAUAGUCUUCUCAAUUCUCAUAAAUCCAGUUUCAGUUCUUCAAAACGCUUUGAUACCUGAUGAUGAAUACAAACUAAGGAUUAAUGCCACAAUUGUUUGUUAACUCAAAGAAAGCUCAGAGAUUUACCAAUCAUAAUCAUCAACAUCAAUUGUUCACUAGAAGUGAGAUAACAUCGAUCAUCCAUCAUCAAGUUAAAUCAUGUCAUGUCUUAUUCAUUCACUAUCUGUUAACAAGUUCCCAAGAAGAGUUAUUAAAACCAGAAAGUAAAAGACAAACCUUAAUAAUGGAGUAAGCCAAUGGAAGCAAGGUAUCUUGGAUUCAUUGCAUCUUCAGGGAAAAUUUUCAGAGCAUGUAUGAGUUUUAUAAACGGUAUUUUACCUCCAGUGUUAUGAUUUGGAUACAUUUAAGAAAGAAAAAGCUAUGUCAACUUACAGGUCGUAAGCAAAACUUCACUCACCACUCAUCUUGGCAAAUACUUCAACAAUGCUAAGCCCACUUCGAACACGCUUUUUUUUUUUUUUUUUUUAACGAUUGAACACGCUUUUUUUUGUCUGAAAUAUUUAUAUAUACAAAUUCAUCUUUCAGAUAAACGAAUGCAUCAAGUGAACAAAGGCUUAGAACCUUGUCUAAGAAACUCAAACAGAACAAGGGCUUUGCCAUGUGGAGACUACUCAACAUUGUUCUAGCUUGAACCGCUUUAGCUAAUGUUUGCCUGCCUCCUCCAAAUUUUCGAUUCGUAGGAGCUGAUCUGGCCAUAACAUUGUUAAUGAAGCUAUAUUGCUCGCUGCUCGUAGAGGUGGGGAAGUGGUGUCACGGGAAGAUAUAAUGGAAGCUAUAGAGAGGGCGAAGUAUGGGAUCAAUGACAAGGGAGUGAGGCCAGAGACUUUAGGAAAUGAGCUUAGCAAGCUGUUUCCAUGCAUGGAUAUGCCAUCUUUGGCUGGGAGGAAGAGGAACGGUCCAGAUCAAGAUGGUUCACAAGGACCGUUUGGUUAUCAAACUCUCAGCUAAACCAAACCGGUUUGAGAGCAAAUCCACUGAUUCCGAGUCUCUUUGCAUCUGAAAAUUUUGAAAAAUGUAGCUUUUUGUUAGUUAACAUACAUUAUAUAUACAUAGCCUAUAAAACUGCAUCAAACAUAUAAUGUAGAACACUGAUUAUGGUUGUUUUAUUUUAGUAAAUAACCUAUUAGCUAACCUUGUUUCAUGCUAAUCCAGAGUCUUCGGCAUCUCUCAUAUCCCUGAAACUAAAAUAGAUAAUUCAUUCCUAAUCACUUUUUAUUAUUCUCUUUCUUAAAAUGGUUUAGCUUUUGGCAAUAACGAGAUGGAACUUCCUGUAACAAAACUACGCAUAGGACUAGUGAUCUUCCCUCUUAUACUACUUACAAUAGCUCCAAUCCUUUAUCUUCUUUUUGGUUAUCCUCUCUAUUAUUCAUCACCAUCAUCGAUAUACAAGCGUUUAACAACAUCAUCAUUGGAGAAACCUUUGCCAUCGCUUUCUUCUACGUAUAACCAUUCAUCCAGUCCAUCACCGCUAAUAGCGUCAUCAUCAUCGGAUCAUGAUGAGACAUUAUCUGCAGAACAUUUGUUGGAUGAUAACGAUUAUGACGAUACAUAUCAUGGUCUCAAGCCACCAUCAUCUUUGCGUAACAACAUUUCCAUAUCAUCGUCAAAUGUUGAGCAUCAAGAAAAGGAGCAUCGCCGGAAAAGGAGAAAAGCGAAUGGAUGUGAUCUAUUCUCCGGUGAGUGGGUUCCAAACCCUGAAGCUCCCUACUACACAAACACGACAUGCUGGGCGAUACACGAACACCAAAACUGCAUGAAAUAUGGAAGACCUGAUUUAGGUUUCUUGAAAUGGAGAUGGAAACCGAAAGAGUGUGAUCUCCCUUUGUUUGAUCCUUACGAGUUUCUUGAGAUCGUUAGAGGAAAAAACAUGGCGUUUGUUGGUGACUCCGUUAACAGAAACCACGUGCAGUCUUUGAUCUGCCUACUCUCGAGGGUGGAAGAACCCGAGGAUGACUCACGACAACAAGACUUCGACUUUAACUUCCAAAGAUGGAAAUACAAAACGUACAACUUCACAAUCGCCACCUUUUGGACAACACAUUUGGUUCGGUCCGAGGAAAACGGUCCAGCUGGUCCUAACUCAUUCUACAACCUCUACCUCGAUGAACCGGACCCUUCUUGGGCUUCCCAAGUCGCCGAGUUCGAUUACAUCAUCAUCUCCUCCGGGCAAUGGUUUUUUCGACCACUCUUCCUUUAUGACAAACAAAAAAUGAUUGGAUGUUUGUAUUGUUAUAUUCCCGGGGUCAGAAAUGUCGGUGCACAUUUUGCAUAUAGAAGAGCAUUAAGAACAACGUUUAAAACAAUCAUAGGAUUAGCGAAUUUUAAAGGAGAGGUGUUUCUAAGAACAUUUGCACCUUCACACUUUGAGAAAGGUGAAUGGGAUAAAGGUGGUAAUUGCCUGAGAACUCGACCUUUUAGGAGCAAUGAGACAGAGUUGGAAGGCAUGAAUCUGGAGACACACACCAUUCAGCUCGAUGAAUUUCGCAUUGCGAAAAGAGACAAAAACAAAAGUAAUGGAUUAAGUUUGAGAUUACUAGAUGUAACACAAAUGAUGUUGUUAAGACCAGAUGGACAUCCAAGCAGAUUUGGACAUAAACCUGAAGAUAAAGUUAUAUUAUACAAUGAUUGUGUACAUUGGUGUUUACCAGGUCCUAUUGAUUCAUGGAACGAUUUUUUACUCGAGAUGUUGAAAAUAGAGAUUUAGUAUUUUUUUUUAGAUCCAUUCAAAAGUGAAAUUAAGGUAAUAGAAUCUGCAGUUAUUCGUAUAUGUAGUUAUAGUACUGUUUCUUCUUACAGUGUGUUAUAUAGGAUUGUUUUAUUUUAUAUUAGGAUUCACCAACCAAUAGGAUUGUUUUAUUUUAUAUUCGAUAUCUUUUAAAAAAUGAAACAAAAUAUUGUCAAAUUAUAUUAUGUUUUUAAAAUUUAAAAGUAAAAAAAAAUAGUAAUAAUUACAAAAAAAAUAUUUUACGUCGUCAGCAUAACAUUAAAC